AUGCCCCCUCGUGUCGAAGACUGGUCGGACUCGGACGACGAUGACGCUGUCUCCGAAGUCGAGACCUCCGUUCUGCUGGGCAUACCAGACGGUGCGAUGGAGGAAGAAGGCGACGGCGUAGACGCCGCUGUAUCUCGGAUAGGUGGAUUACCUGCUCUGCUGCCGACGCCUGAACCUGCGUUCGAAUCGAGCUUUUGUGCGAACUGCGUGUGUCCGAUGCCGCUGCUUGUGCAGAUGUGGUGCCCGUUCGAGGACAGUCCGUACGAUCGUGCGUUAUACGUAUGGGGGUGUCCGAAAAGAGGCUGUCAGAGACAAGAGGGCAGUGUGCGCGCGUGGAGAGGACUGAGAUAUAACGCUAAGUAUGCCGAGAAACUUCAACGGAAACAAGCUGCCGCUGCUGCCAAAAAGGCAAAACGCGAGGAAUCGCAAAAGGCUGCAAGUGCUACACAGAAAACAACGUCGAACCCGUUCUCGAUGGGUGCGGGAUUUGCGUCGAGUACCACAGGAUUCGGAGACAACAUCUUCGGCGCGGAGGAGGCGGCCACCAAACCCGAAGAUAGCGCGCAUGAAGAGGCCGAUGCUGAUGUCGAGGCCGAAGAGCCACCACUCAGCGACGAUGAGUCCGAUUCUGCAUCUACCUCGUCCUCGACAGAGUCUUUGGUCGUCGCCUUGACCUCGACAUCGAUCUCUGAAUCCCCCUGGAAACCUGCGCCUUGGUACCCAGCACAGUAUCUGUCGACGGCCCCAGAAUACUUGCCUCCGUCAACAUUGAAGAAACAUGCGGACGCGAAGAAGCUCGGAGAAUCGUUGGAAGACGAUGCGGCGGAGGGAGGGAAUGCGUGGACUGCAGAGAAGUAUGAGAAUUCGAUGGAUACAGAUCCUGUUUUCGACAGGUUCAACGGGCGGGUGGCGGCAGAGCCGGAGCAAUGUGUCAGGUAUGACCUAGGCGGGACACCACUACUCUUCUCAUCCGACAAGACGUUCGAGAAAUUAUUCCCGCUGCCUGGACAGGAUCCCAAGGUGACGAUUAUCGGGAAGGCGGACAUGAAGGCAGGGUCGGCGCAGAAAAGGGAGUACGACUCUUCGCGCGUGGGGGAAUGUUCAAAAUGCCAUUCGAAGCGGGUGUUCGAGUGCCAGCUCAUGCCGAACCUGAUCAAUGUGCUGAAAGAGAAGGAGGGUGGUCAGGCAGAGAACGGGCUGACGGACGAGGAGCGGCGGAAAUUGGUGGAGAGCGAGCUGAAGGGAGGGUCGAAGGAGGGGCGGGGGAUGGAGUGGGGUGCUGUGCUUGUGUUCUGCUGCGAGUCGGACUGCUGUGUGGAGAGCGAGAAGGGGAGCAAGGACGGGUGGUUUGAAGAGGUUGUGAUGGUGCAAUGGGACGAGUGA
Messenger RNA from Stereum hirsutum FP-91666 SS1, 1383 nucleotides. RefSeq lists its product as uncharacterized. The transcript is spliced from 5 exons. Gene Ontology annotation, cellular component: cytoplasm. Lineage: Eukaryota; Fungi; Basidiomycota; Agaricomycetes; Russulales; Stereaceae. The record is from RefSeq and is a predicted model, not a curated record. Bases 1 to 1383 code for a protein of 460 amino acids. Gene Ontology annotation, biological process: maturation of SSU-rRNA.